UAUAUAGAUAGGGAUAAAAGUUUUGCAAUUCUUUGCCUUUUAUUUUCACUCUUUUUUGAAAUUAAUAAAUCUCGACUACCAAAAUUGCGCCUCGGCCAUGGCGACCGUCGUCCCCUCCACCGCCCUCGCCCUCGCCCUCCGAAACCUUAACCCUAAUUCCACCCUCCUCUUCCUACCCAAAUCCCUCCGAUCCUCCCCGUCCCUCCUCCGCCUAACCCCUCCCAACUCCCUCCGCCUCCGCCUCUCCCGCCCCUCCAAAUCCCUCGCCGUCUCCUCCUCCCUCGCCUCUCCCCCGCCGCCGCCCCCCAUCCUCCUCUCCGACUCAACCCGAACCCUCUCCUCCCUCCUCGCCCUCGCCCUCUCCCUCUCCGUCUCCAACGCCGCACCCACCGCGGCGGAGCUUGCCGAGAGCCGGGACCUCCGGGGGACCCUCGCCUGCGCCGUGGGCCCCCUCUUCUUCGCCGCCCUCAAGGACCGGCCCAGCGGGUACCUCAACACCCCGCUCACCGUAGUCGCCUCCGGCAUGGCCAAGUGGCUCGACAUCUACAGCGGGGUUCUCAUGGUUAGGGUCCUUCUCAGCUGGUUCCCCAACAUCCCCUGGGAUCGCCAGCCCCUCUCGGCCAUUAGGGAUCUCUGCGACCCUUACCUCAAUCUCUUCAGGAACAUAAUCCCGCCGGUGUUUGGUACCCUGGAUGUAAGCCCCCUUCUUGCUUUCGCCGUCUUGGGGACUCUUGGUUCGAUUCUUAACAACAGCAGAGGGAUCUAUUGAAGGAGCUGCGGACAAAGAAGACUGCAUGAGUCAUUGUGAUCUGUAAUUGCCGCGGUGCAUCAAACUCCAAUAAUUUUCAGUAAAAUAAGAACCAUAACUGGAAGCUGUAUCCAAUAUUUUGUUUGGGGUUAUUCAUAUUUAACCGCUAUUUGAUGACCACUUUCUUUUUGAAAUACUUGCCCAAAAAAUUUCAUGAUAUUGUUGUUGGUUUCUUCAUUUCUUCCAUGGAGCUCAUUCCAUCAUUUCUUCUUAGUAAUUUCCUCUGUCGAUUGUUUGUUGGAUAUGUGUCUCGCUGCCCAAGUGAGGCUAACAGUGUAGAACCUACAUGAACAUGAACACCACCAACAAUGCUAGUUCCGGAGCUUUUACCAUCAGUUCUCGUGUGCGGCUUUACGAUUUUGGUAUCUCCAUUUGAUCUAAGAAACUGUUUUAAUGAACAUCCAUCGUACCCAAAAAUUGCUGCUGGAUGGUUGGGGGUGAGAGAUGUGAUUUGUGCAAAUCUCGAAGCGUCAGAUCUCAGUCUGCACUCCAAUCAUGUGGAUACCAGAGAUGACUUGGUGGGUAGAUCAAGGAGGCCUCAGAAUGUUACCCAGAUUUUAUCAGUGGCAGUGUCAAUUUUUAUGCCCUUGCGCGCGCGUGAGGUUGUUCUACACAAAAAAUUUGAGCGCGCGAAAUUUGCAUAUUCUAAGACUUUGAGGUUGCUUUACUAGCAUAUAC
This is a messenger RNA of Elaeis guineensis (African oil palm), 1486 nucleotides long. Its product is annotated as ylmG homolog protein 1-2, chloroplastic. NCBI's taxonomy places the organism in Eukaryota, Viridiplantae, Streptophyta, Magnoliopsida, Arecales, Arecaceae. The record is from RefSeq and is a predicted model, not a curated record. Gene Ontology annotation, biological process: chloroplast fission. Gene Ontology annotation, cellular component: membrane; chloroplast.